Messenger RNA from Wasmannia auropunctata (little fire ant), 2332 nucleotides. Its product is annotated as putative protein FAM10A4. Gene Ontology annotation, molecular function: Hsp70 protein binding; protein dimerization activity. The coding region runs from base 291 to 1439 and encodes 382 amino acids. Lineage: Eukaryota; Metazoa; Arthropoda; Insecta; Hymenoptera; Formicidae. The transcript has 5 exons. The record is from RefSeq and is a predicted model, not a curated record.
GCUAGGAAGUUUCUAGAUACUCGAGUACUUCUCUAUUCUGCAGCCAAUUAAUACGCUCGAAAAAUUUGUGUGUAAUGACAAAUGGACAAAUGUAAUAUCAGCCAUAUGGCGUCGUUGAUGUUUUGCGUUUUCCGCAUCCGGUUUUGAAUGAGUCGCGAAAUCGCGGUGUUUGCAUUAUACUUGUCGUGCACUUCAUUAAAGUGAUCCAGAGUCAAAACAUAAAUAACAUAAGUACGCAAUAGCGUGCGAAUAACAUUACUCCGGAAGAUUUGUUCAUAAUCAGCGGCGACAUGGAGGUACCUGUGUUCAGUGACAAUGUCGCACAACAGUUGAAAGAGUUCGCUCGGAGAUGCAUGAAUGAUGUGUCUCUUCUACAUGAUCCAAAACUAUCCUUCAUCAAAGAGUUAAUAGAACAUUAUGGUGGUAAGGUGCCGGAAGCUAAAGCAAACGGUUCGUCAGACACUAAAACAGAAUCCGAAAGCAAACCUGCGCAACCUGCACAAUCUGAAUCGGAACCCGAAACCGAGGAGAGUGAAGAGAGCGACUUGGAUCUGGACAUGACUGGCGUAAUUGAACCAGAUCAAGAUACUCCUCAAAAAAUGGGGAAUUCGACUUUACAGCCCACAGAGGAGGAAAUUGCAGAGUCACAGGCAAAAAGAUCCGAAGCAGUCUCGGCGUUCGUGGAAAAGGAUUAUGAGAAAGCCAUACACCUUUAUACAGAGGCCAUUGUAUUGAAUCCUCAGGCGGCAUUGCUGUAUGCUAAACGCAGUCAAGUCUUCCUGAUAUUGAAGAAGCCGAAUGCUUGCAUUCGCGAUUGCGACCGUGCUUUGGAAUUGAAUCCAGAUAGCGCAGCAGCACACAAAUUCCGAGGAAGAGCCUAUCAUCUGCUUGGAAAAUUCGAGGAAGCGGCAAACGAUCUGAGAUUAGCCUGCAAACUAGAUUUCGAUGAGCAAGCAGACGAAUGGCUACGUGAGACCACGCCGAAUGCGCGAAAGAUAGAGGAACACAAGAGAAAGAGGGAACGAAAGGCGCAAGAAAAAUUGGAGCGUGAGAGACAAGAAAGAUUGCGGAAAGCGCGAGAGGCUGCCAAAGCUCGCGAGGAAAACACACGAACUUCCCAAACGGAUGCGGGCAAUACACCUCCCGGGGCAGGAGAGUUCUAUCAAUUCCUUAAGGAUCCUGAAGUACGUCAAGCUUUCGAGGAUCCAGAAGUGGCCGACGCCUUCAAGGAUAUUUCCGCGCAUCCGAUGAAUAUCCUCAAAUAUCAGAACAAUCCCAAGAUAAUGGCCCUCAUCAAUAAGAUGGCUUCGAAAUUUGGCGGUGCUGGCGGCAUGCCCGGCGGGAUGAAUUUCCCGGGCGGUAUGCCCGGUUUUCCGGGUGCCGGGGCAGGUUUCAAUCCCCCGAAUCCAUCUCCUCACGAUGACGUUGGUCUCGAUUAAUCGCGAUCUAAUCAUCUUACAACGAAUACGAAGAGCGUAUUACAUUUUGAGUAAAGUUGACUCAUUAAAGGCUGAUUUAUUAAUCUCUCCUUCAAUUACACUGAAACAAAAUUUGAUUGUUUUUGCAUCAUGAAUGUGAAUAGUCAUUUUCGACAUAUUUUUGCCUGUUUAACACGAAUCUGUUGGCAAAAGUUGGCUAUUACGUCACAAUUUUGAAAAGAAUGACAUCAAAGAGACUGAAAAUGAUGAUUCGGAGGAUUUUCAAAAAGUUGCAACAUCGGCAGUUAAUUUUUUUUUUGCUUAACUUUGUUAAUGCCACAUGAAAGCAUCAACUUUCAGCUUUAAAAUGCAUUUUGGUUCAUUACGAUAUAUUUCUCUAUCAGUGCAGUUACAAUAUCUUGAAAACUCUCAAAAUUGUGACAUGAUAGUUAACAUUUCAUGCCAACGAAUUUAUAACAAGCUGUAAGACGGAGAAUGGAAAAAUUUGAAGGAACCGCUCAAGCCUGGGGAAGGGCGAGAAAUAUUUCCGUAGGAGGGAAAUAGGCUGGUGAAUAACUCCUAGGAAGUAUCGAUAAUGUCAGGAUAAACAGGAUUUACUUGGAAAGGGAUACGAGCAUUCGAGCAGAGUCUUACCGAAAACAAGUCGACACUCAAUACUUUUAGUAAAUCAGUUUAUUAACCGGUGCUCUCUCCUCGACGAUCGAACGAUAGCCAACGGAUUCGUGUUCAGCAGGCAAAAAUACGUCGGAAAUGACUACUUCACACUCGUGAAUGCAAAAUGGUGUUCCACAGGAUUACUAAUUUCUCCUUUGAGGUUGUGCUAGAAAAAGAACUCAUCAAAAAGAACUGAUAAUUUGAAGGGUCCUUUAUAAUAUAGAAUUAAUUAUAACAUU